Ilex paraguariensis (yerba mate) is the source of this 1098-nucleotide messenger RNA. NCBI's taxonomy places the organism in Eukaryota, Viridiplantae, Streptophyta, Magnoliopsida, Aquifoliales, Aquifoliaceae. The record is from the annotation of a GenBank genome assembly.
AUGGUUGGUGGACGAAAAAGGCCAGAUAUACAUAAACAAAAAUCUCAUUGCUUUUGUUGGUUUGCUGUCUCAAUUUACAUUCAUAACUCAAUGGCAAAGGAAGUGGCUAACCCAGAUGAGGAGGUUGUUCUUGGUGAACAAAUAGGCAAUGUGAGAUUGAUCACCUUGAACCGCCCUCGUCAGUUGAAUGUAAUUUCCUCUAAAGUGGUUUCAUUGCUUGCAGAAUACCUGGAAAAAUGGGAAAAAGAUGACACAGCAGAGAUUGUGAUUAUCAAGGGAGCUGGCCGUGCAUUUUCUGCUGGUGGCGAUUUGAAAAUGUUCUAUGAUGGCAGGAAUAUUAAGGAUUCCUGUCUUGAAGUAGUCUAUAGAAUGUACUGGCUUUGCUACCACAUCCAUACCUAUAAGAAAACCCAGGUUGCUCUUGUUCAUGGAAUUUCCAUGGGCGGAGGUGCAUCUUUCAUGGUUCCAAUGAAGUUCUCAGUCGUCACAGAGAAGACUGUCUUUUCCACUCCAGAAGCAAGUAUUGGGUUUCACACUGACUGUGGUUUCUCAUAUAUGCUCUCCCGUCUCCCUGGGUGCCUAGGGGAAUUUUUGGCCUUAACAGGAGCAAGGCUGAAUGGUAAGGAACUGGUUGCUAUGGGACUAGCGACUCAUUUUGUUCCUUCUGAUAAAUUGCCCGAGCUAGAGAAGCGUUUGAUAAGCUUAAACACUGGUGAUGAGAAUGCAGUCAAAUCUACAAUUGAGGAAUUCUCUGUUAGUGUUCAGACUGACGAAGAAAGUAUCUUAAACAAACCAAUACAAUUUUUGGUUCACUUGCAGGCAAUUAAUAAUAGACCAGUGCUUUUCCAAGGGUUCUGUGGAAGAGAUCAUAAAAUCACUUGUAAGUUUAUGGAAGCUGAGGCAAGCAAAGAAGGAAAUGCUUGGAUUGCUCCUGUGUUCAAAGGCUUAACGAGAUCAUCCCCCACAGGAUUAAAGAUAACUCUAAGAUCGGAAACUCAGAUAGGUUUUUAUGUUUUAUAUGGUGGAGUCAGGGUAUCGAUUCCAGAAGGGUCACUUCAAGAAGUGCUAUUUGAUGAAGCAGCUGCAAACUAUCAUUGA